AUGGGAUCUGAUGUACGUGACCUCAACACGCUCCUUCCCCCCGUGCCCACGUUGCCAGGGGGGAACGGUAACUGCACCCUUCCCGUAAGCAGUACUUCACAGUGGGCCCCAAUGCUGGACUUCCACGCCGGUUCACCUUACAGCUCGCUGGCACCGCACUCCUUUAUCAAGCAGGAGCCCACCUGGGGCACGGCCGACCCCCAUGAGGACCCUCACUGUGGUUUGAGUGCCUUCACUCUGCACUUCUCUGGACAGUUCACUGGCACUGGGGCCUGCAGGUACGGAGCCUUUGGGGCCCCCGCGCCCAGUCAACCUCCACCCAGCCAGCCGAGGAUGUUCAGCAACGGUCCUUACCUGUCUAACUGCAUGGAGAGCCAACCCAGCUCCAGAAGUCAGGGUUACAGUGCGGUCGCUUUUGAUGGAGCCACCAACUACGGACACACUCCUACCCACCACACCUCACAGUUUCCCAACCAUACCUUCAAACAUGAAGACCCCAUCACUCAGCAAAGCAACAUGGGUGACCAGCAGUAUCCUGUCCCUCCGCCGGUAUACGGCUGUCACACGCCUUCAGACAGCUGUACAGGAAGUCAGGCUUUGCUCCUGAGGAACCCAUACAACAGCAGUGAUAAUUUAUAUCAAAUGGCGUCACAGUUGGAGUGCAUGGGGUGGAACCCUGUCAACAGUCUGGCGUCCACCAUUAAGAGCCAUGCAGCGGGUUAUGAAAGCGACCCCAGCACGCCCAUGGUCUACAGCUGCAGCACACAGUACCGCAUACACACCCACGGCGUCUUCAGAGGCCUUCAGGAUGUGAGGAGGGUACCGGGCAUUACCCCAGCGUUAGUGCGCUCAUCCGAAACCAACGAAAAGAGGCCGUUCAUGUGUGCCUACCCGGGGUGCAACAAAAGAUACUUUAAACUUUCUCACUUACAGAUGCACAGUCGUAAACACACAGGGGAGAAACCCUAUCAGUGUGACUUCACAGACUGUGGUCGUAGGUUUUCCAGAUCGGACCAGCUGAAAAGGCACCAGAGAAGACACACAGGGGUUAAGCCCUUCCAGUGUGACACCUGUCAGAGAAAGUUCUCACGGUCAGACCACCUUAAGACCCACACCCGGACACAUACAGGUAAAACAAGCGAGAAGCCCUUUAACUGCAGAUGGCCAAAUUGUCAGAAGAAGUUCGCCAGGUCCGAUGAGCUUGUGAGGCACCACAACAUGCAUCAGAGGAAUCUGACGAAGUUGCAACUGUCUAUUUGAGUCAACGUUUAGUCUUAGCAGUAGUGCUGAUCUGAGACC
This is a messenger RNA of Triplophysa rosa, 1299 nucleotides long. It is a transcript of the gene wt1a, whose product is annotated as WT1 transcription factor a. Gene Ontology annotation, biological process: regulation of transcription by RNA polymerase II. Gene Ontology annotation, molecular function: DNA-binding transcription factor activity, RNA polymerase II-specific; RNA polymerase II cis-regulatory region sequence-specific DNA binding. The coding region runs from base 1 to 1260 and encodes 419 amino acids. The record is from RefSeq and is a predicted model, not a curated record. Lineage: Eukaryota; Metazoa; Chordata; Actinopteri; Cypriniformes; Nemacheilidae. Gene Ontology annotation, cellular component: nucleus. The transcript has 9 exons.